This is a messenger RNA of Mesoplodon densirostris (Blainville's beaked whale), 3924 nucleotides long. It is a transcript of the gene PCARE, whose product is annotated as photoreceptor cilium actin regulator. The record is from RefSeq and is a predicted model, not a curated record. Gene Ontology annotation, cellular component: photoreceptor outer segment; photoreceptor inner segment. NCBI's taxonomy places the organism in Eukaryota, Metazoa, Chordata, Mammalia, Artiodactyla, Ziphiidae. Gene Ontology annotation, biological process: photoreceptor cell outer segment organization; protein localization to photoreceptor outer segment. The transcript has 2 exons. The coding region runs from base 1 to 3924 and encodes 1307 amino acids.
AUGGGAUGUACACCUUCCCACAGUGAUAUUGUUAACAGCAUUGCUAAGGGUGGCAUCCAGUUGUUUAAAAAGCCCAAAGCAAUUCCGCCAGGAUGUCAGGGGCCCAGUGAAAGAUGCUCCAUCCCUUUGCUGGUUCAAAACUCCACCUGCCAUGACUCUGGAGGGGGCUUGUCCCAGGCACAGAGGCCAGCAGAAGAGCAGCAAAGUCCCAGGUGGAUCCAAUCCGUGGCAGAAAGUCUUUGUCAGCUCACCAGAGAUCCCACAUCAGGCAAAAGGAAAGACAUGGAAGGACUGAUCCCAGAAACCAAAACCUCCCCAUCCCAGCUGAACAAAUCACAAAGCUACGUGGCUACACACAUUCCGUUCAAGAGGCAGAGUUCCCAUGGAUCACAAGGGGCGGCCUCUUCUGGGGAAGAGAGUGAAGAAAGUAAUACCCAGGAGACUUCCAAAUGGGAAAAGAGGCCAAAAUGUCACAGGGCGAGCAAACAGGGCCAUUACUGCCAAAGCAUCCUUCCAGCCCACGAGUCUGAAGACAAAGUAGACUUCCCUGAGCCCCUGGUGAAGGCCCACCAGCGUGCUUACACUUAUCUGCACACCUGCCUCUCCAAAUACGAAGCAGUUCUGAGCAUCACCCAUUGCGCCACACAGACCCAGGAGCUGCUGCAGCCCAUGGUCAGCUUCCUGUUGCUGUGUUUUGAUGAGGUCAACCAGCUCUUAGGGGAAAUCUCCAAGGAUGGAGAAGAGCUCCUUCAAGAAGUUAAGGAGGAUCUGGCUUGGCCUUUGAAGAAAAGAGAGCCCCAGGAGCAGCCAGAUCUCUUGCAGCAGCUUCUGCAGUACACAGUUAGCAAGCUGCAGGUGCUCAGCGGCACGGUGGUCUCGCUCUCUGACAGCCUCCUGGAGGGCUCCGGCCGCUACUUCCACGGCGCCACGGGCCACCUGGGAAACAAGCUGAGCAAGAAGAGGGGUGCAGAUGAAAGCCUCCUAAGGGUUCUGGGGCACAUGGAGAGCUUAGCGAGUGGCCACAGUGACCCUGAAGUGCAGGGCCUACCCUUGUGCUCUGAGGACAGUGGCAUUGGUGCUGACAAUGAGUCUGUGCAGCUGGCAGACAAGCUGGGCAAGCAAGCCAGCUGGGACUUUGUGCUGGAGCCUGCAGAGUGGAGGCCAACGAUUUCACCCACAGUGGAGGCCAAGCUGUCAAGACAUACCUGGCAACAAAGUCCAUUCUGGAUGGGUUCAGCCAGACCCCAGGACUGCCCGCUCUCAAGGCCUCUUACAGCAAAGGUUCAGCCAGCAGUGCGGGGUGGAUCAGGGAGCCCCCAGCCCUCCAGCACAGGCCCAGAAAAUACUGCCUCCAGGCCUUGGGGGCUGGGCCAAAGUGCCCCGGGUGAUUCCCCUGGGAUCAGGAUCUCCAGGGAAGCACACUUUCCUAAAGGCUCCAGGUUGAUGGACACUCCGCCCCUCAGUGAAGGUGAGGACAGCAGCCCAGAGGAGGAGGAAGACCAAGAGAGUUGCCUGAGUCCGCGUGUGUGGCAGGGAAACGCUUCCCAUGCAAGGCCUCGGUCUUCACCUGCCGGUGCCGAAAGCCCACUUCAGCCACACCCCUGGAGGCUUAGGAGCCCCCAGGACCAGGAAAUGAUUCUGAAGAUGAAGGAAGCAAUCAGUGAAAGGAUCAAGUUUGUCCCCGUGCCCUCUGAGCACCAGGAAUGGGUUGAGGAAGAGGAGAGAACCAUGGUGCCCCCAAGACCGAACACGGCCAGUGACAGCAGGAAGGCCCCCUCAAGGCAGAGGAGGUCCCAAUCUGAGGGGUGUCUGAAGAGCCACGUGGAGGACCCCACCCUCCAGGAGCUGCGGAGGGUCCAGAGAGACCUCAGCCAGAGGCUGGAGGUACUUUGCACCCGGGACACCCAACAGCAGGGGCACAGCCAGAAGCAGGUUCUGCAACCCAGGGCAACAGCGCUGAGGCCCGACCACUGCUGCAACGUCACCCCAAGCAGCACCAUCAGCAAGCUGAAGGCAUCCCUCACCAAGAACUUCAGCAUUUUGCCAAGUCAGAGCACCUUGCAGAAAUGCUGUCCCCGCCCUGAGGGAGAGCAGCCCUGGCAGGGAAAAGCUGAGGGGCUUCCAAAUAUCAUGCCAUCAGGUGAGAGGGCCAGUGAGGCUCCCAGGGCCCAGGACUGGAACAUCAAGAGCUGUCCUACCAGAACAUCGGUCAAGAAACUCAUUGAAACUUUCAGUCCCACUGAGGGUCUAAGGACACUGGGGGAUUCCAAGGACUCUGGGCUGAGCCCCUGCCCCAGGAAGUGGGGGGUCCCCACCAUGCCUCCCAGAUUCCCCAUUUACAGGGGACUUGCCCCUUUGUAUCCAAAGCCUCGAAUUUCUCCAGCAGCAGGUGGAGAACCUCUCAGGAUGGGCCCAGGCUGGAGGCCCUUUGCUCCCACCUUUCCCCCUCUGCUCACAGCAGAAGCAUCCAAGAGUGAGGACCUCAACUGUGAAACAGAGGAGAACCCAGAGCAUCUCCCUCCACCGCCUCUGGAAAUCCUGAUGGACAAAUCAUUCACUUCCCUGGAGCCCCCAGAAAGCAGCAAUCUAGCAGAGAGCUCCCUUGAAGGGACCCACGUGCCAGGGCUGGGAGGGGCUGGCCCCGCCCGGAGAACGUGGGCUUCCCCAAAGCUAAGAGCCGCCAUGAGCCCCUCUGACCUGCUGCCCAGCAAGACCACGGCCACCCACGCCAGGGCCCGCAGCGCAGGACCAGGGAGCAGCAAGAGCAGCUACAAUCCCAGAAAGCUCGCCUUGGACCUCAGCCACCCGCCAGCAGCCAGCGGAAAGCCAGAGGUGCAGGGCAGCAGGGCUCAGAGUCAGGCACGAGCGGACAGGGCCACAGGCCUCUCCAGGCAUCCCCCGAAGGUCAUCCGCUGGCACCACUCCAGCCACACGUCCGGGCAGGACAGGACCUCAGAACCCAGCCUGGCCAGGCCAAUGCGAGGGCCACAUUCUCCCGAGGCCCCAAGGCAGAACCAAGAUAGAAGCCCUGCACUGGUCAGGAAGGCCUCUCCCACAAGGGCACACUGGACGCCCAGAGUGGACAAGAGGCACUCAAGCCUGCCCUCCACUCACAGACCUGCCCAGCCAAGUGUGCCCUGUGUGCACAGAUCCCCCAGCCCACCGCUCAGCCCUCCAGCGAGCCCCAGGGUGCUAAGCCCCCCAACAGUGAAGAAACGAGCUUCCCCUCCCCCCCAGCACAAACUGUCCACCCCUCCCUCGGCAAGCCCACCCGCUCAGCACAAGGUCUCCAGCCCCCCUGCCCAGUGCACAGAAGCCAGUUCCCCUGCCUCUGGCCCCUCCCCAUCUCCCCCAGCGUCUCCCAGUCAGGGGCCCAAGGAAACAAGAGAUUCUGAAGACAGUCGGGCAGCCACGGCCAAAGCAUCUGGGAACACAUGUUCCAUUUUCUGUCCAGCCACCUCCUCUCUGUUUGAAGCUAAGUCACCAUUCUCAACGGUACCUCAACUCACCCCACCAUCGCUGCCACCUGAAGCUGGGGCUCCUUGUGGGACCCUGACAGGAUGCUGGAGGAGCAGCUCAGGGCCACGACUGAGGGCGGACUCACAGCGAGGGACAGUUCUGUGUGCCCUCAACCCUCAGCCUUUCAUCAGAAGGACAGCUUCUGACUGCCGGCCGGGCAUUCACCUUCACCUGCCUGUCCCGGGCACCACCAGCGACGCUUGUGAAUCCCAGCUUGGCCAGAGCAGCAGCAGCGAGGAGAGCCCCAAGGACACGGAGCCAUGGAACAGUCCCUGGGCCCCAGAACCAAAGGGCGGCAGCAGGGGCGCACUGCCCCCAGAGCUCUGCGUGCUGGGCCACGGGCUGCAGCGGGAGGCCAGCGCCAGCCACGCCCAGGACAAGCGCCAGCAGAAGGAAGUGGCCUGA